AUGCCUGUGGUCGACCACUAUCACCAAAGAAGUCGAUCUGCGAGUCUACUCAUCCAUUCACCGCCUCAUGAUGCAAGAAUUCCGUAUAAGACAACAAGUCAUGGGCAGACAAUCGGAGACUUAAACAGCACCGCCUACGGUGAUGGAAAGGAUACGUUUGACCUAGAGUAUGCCGCAGUGAAGAUCCUUAUGCGGAAGUUGAUGUGGUGUGCGGAUGACACAGAGAAGGUAUCAACAUCUUGCAUUGCCAUCAGAAGUGGCCACAGUCAUCCUCGCUUCCUUGGUCAUCUACUGAAAAGACCAGCAGGUCGCCUUAGCUCGACGUGUUUACAGGAGUUGUCGAGCUCGAGCUGGAAAUGGGCACAUGACCGAAAAUGGAAGUUUUAG
Molecule: messenger RNA, 387 nt
Organism: Necator americanus (New World hookworm)
Lineage: Eukaryota; Metazoa; Nematoda; Chromadorea; Rhabditida; Ancylostomatidae
Exons: 1
Coding region: 1-387 (128 amino acids)
Source: RefSeq, a predicted model, not a curated record